Messenger RNA from Spinacia oleracea (spinach), 2573 nucleotides. Its product is annotated as acyl-coenzyme A oxidase 2, peroxisomal. Gene Ontology annotation, cellular component: peroxisome. Lineage: Eukaryota; Viridiplantae; Streptophyta; Magnoliopsida; Caryophyllales; Amaranthaceae. The coding region runs from base 98 to 2194 and encodes 698 amino acids. Gene Ontology annotation, molecular function: FAD binding; acyl-CoA oxidase activity; fatty acid binding. Gene Ontology annotation, biological process: lipid homeostasis; fatty acid beta-oxidation using acyl-CoA oxidase. The record is from RefSeq and is a predicted model, not a curated record. The transcript is spliced from 7 exons.
CCGUUAAUCCAAUUUUUCAACAUUCAUCAUCUCAAUCCAAAAGAGGAAAAAAUAAAAUUUUAAAAACCUGAGAAAUAGCAUGCAAGGAAGUUCGUAGAUGAUGAAUCAAACGGCGGAGGAAGACAAAUCAGAUGAUUUAUCAAUCAUCAACCGAAGAAUCGAACGGCUGAGAUUGCAUCUUGACCCAAUCAUCAACAAGAAUGAAAUUACACCAGUAUUAUCAAUGGAGGUGAAAAGAUGCAGGGGAGGAGGAGAGAAAGAAAAAGGAAAGAAGGCAGCCAUGGAAGUAAACACGGAAGCUUUAUCAGAUUAUAUGAGAGGGGAAUACAGAGAUGUUCAAGAAAAAGUAUACGAGUAUUUUAAAGGAAAGCCUGAACUUCAAACCCCAAUUGAAAUCUCAAAAGAUGAUCAUAGAGAAUUGUGUUUGAGACAACUUGUGGGUUUGGUUAGAGAAGCUGGAAUUCGGCCUUUUCGAUAUGUUGUUGAUGAACCUGCUAAGUAUUUUGCUAUUCUUGAAGCUGUUGGUGGUAUUGAUAUGUCUCUUGGGAUUAAAAUGGGUGUUCAAUACAGUUUAUGGGGAGGUUCAGUGCUGAAUCUGGGUACUAAAAAGCAUAAAGAUAAAUACUUUGAAGGGAUUGACAACCUUGAUUAUAUGGGUUGUUUUGCAAUGACAGAACUUCAUCAUGGAUCAAAUGUCCAGGGCCUCCAAACUGUUGCAAUAUUUGAUCCCAUCACAGACGAAUUCAUCAUAGACACGCCAAAUGACGGGGCAAUUAAAUGGUGGAUUGGGAAUGCAGCUGUUCAUGGAAAGUUUGCUACAGUUUUUGCAAAGUUAAUGUUACCAUCUCAUGAUGCAAAAGGUGUAACUGAUAUGGGUGUCCAUGCUUUCAUUGUCCCUAUUAGGGAUUUAAGGUCCCACGAGACACUCCCGGGAAUUGAAAUACAUGAUUGUGGUCACAAAGUUGGCCUGAACGGAGUGGAUAACGGAGCUCUACGAUUCAAGUCUGUCAGAAUCCCACGAGAAAACCUGUUAAACCGUUUUGGAGAUGUUUCCCGUGAUGGAAAGUAUACAAGCAGUCUUCCCACCAUUAACAAACGAUUCGCAGCCACACUAGGAGAACUUGUAGGAGGAAGAGUUGGACUUGCUUAUUCAUCAGUUGGUGUGCUUAAGAUUGCUUCUACUAUAGCUAUUAGAUACUCUCUUCUAAGACAACAGUUUGGACCUCCAAAACAACCGGAAGUUAGUAUUCUUGAUUAUCAAUCUCAGCAGCAUAAGCUGAUGCCUAUGCUGGCAUCAACUUAUGCAUUCCACUUUGCAACACUGGAUUUGGUUGACAAGUAUUCCGAGAUGAAGAAGACUCACGAUGAUGAGCUCGUGGGUGAGGUUCAUGCUCUUUCAGCUGGGCUAAAGUCGUAUGUUACGUCAUUUACAGCAAAGUCGAUAAGUAUCUGUAGGGAAGCCUGUGGAGGUCAUGGUUAUGCUGCUGUCAACAGGUUUGGAAGCUUAAGGAAUGAUCAUGAUAUAUUUCAGACUUUUGAAGGUGAUAACACGGUGCUUCUGCAACAGGUUGCAGGGGAUCUUUUGAAAAGGUACCAGGAGAAGUUCAGAGGGGGUGCUAUUGCAGGGACGUGGAACUACUUGACGGAGUCAAUGAAUGCAUAUCUCUCUGCUCCAAAUCCCGUGACUGCUCGUUGGGAAGGUGAAGAGCACCUUAGAGAUCCACAAUUUCAGCUGGACGCUUUCAGGUACCGAACAUCAAGGCUUCUUCAUAGUGCUGCAUUGCGUCUCCGCAAACACUCCAAUUCUUUGGGUAGUUUUGGUGCUUGGAAUAGGUGCUUGAAUCACCUUCUUACACUAGCAGAAUCUCACAUUGAAUCUGUCAUUCUUGCCAAAUUCAUUGAUGCUGUAAAAAGCUGCCCUGAUGAGAGCAGCCGUGCUGCUUUAAAACUUGUAUGUGAUCUGUAUGCAUUGGACCGCAUCUGGAAUGACAUAGGAACAUACCGCAAUGUGGAUUACGUAGCUCCCAACAAAGCUAAGGCUAUCCAUAAGCUGGUAGACUAUCUUAGCUUUCAGGUAAGGAAUAUAGCAAAGGAACUAGUUGAUGCAUUUGACCUUCCAGACGAUGUUACUCGUGCCCCCAUAGCAAUGCAAAAGGAAGCUUAUACACAGUACACACAAUAUGUUGGAUUCUAGAUCUGGAAACAGGGAUUGACACCCAGAAAGCAGAACAAGCAUGUAUGAGAAUUAGUUGGAUGAUCAGUAUCUGUAUAUUUUUCCUGUCAAAUCUUUUUUCAUCCGUUUUUUUGGGUGAGUGGAGGUUGAAGUAGAGUCCCUGUGGACUGUGGCUGUAGAAAUCACCCUAGCUGUUUGAGUUGGUGCAAAUGUGUCUUAAUUGUCUGCUCAAGCUGUCUGCACUCUGUACACAUAGGUAUACCCGAGGGAGCAAAUUGUAUUAGUAGUUGCUAAUUAGCGCGAUCAUGCAUGUGUUCUGUUACACGUGAAUGUUGGUUAUUCUUUUGGUCCGAACAGUUGUAAAAAAAUUCAUUAGUUUCUUCAGAAACAUUUCAGGCAA